Messenger RNA from Zerene cesonia (dogface butterfly), 1790 nucleotides. Its product is annotated as KRAB-A domain-containing protein 2-like. Bases 31 to 1437 code for a protein of 468 amino acids. The record is from RefSeq and is a predicted model, not a curated record. Gene Ontology annotation, biological process: DNA integration. The transcript has 2 exons. NCBI's taxonomy places the organism in Eukaryota, Metazoa, Arthropoda, Insecta, Lepidoptera, Pieridae. Gene Ontology annotation, molecular function: nucleic acid binding.
UUGAUUGCCUCUCUAAGCAAGAACAGUACUAUGGGAGAGUGUAGCGACAAGAAAAAUGUAAAUUUAUCCACGGCUGGUUCCAGUAGUUUAAAUUUUAAAGAAAAUUUCGAUCAAAAACUUGCUGAAUAUGACCGACAGCAUCAAGGAUCUCAUCGAAAAGCAUGGACAUCCGGAAGAAUUUUAGAGGUUAUAAACGAUAUAAAAAGAGCUAGGGUGCCCAUGAGUUCAGGACAGCGAAGGACGGCUAUGGAUUAUUAUUGGAUGAAGAAAUACGAUAUUAUGACGAAUGCCAACGAAGACUGUUUAAUUUUUAAACGACUCACAUCCACUGCUCCCGCGAUACGAAUUUUACCCAGAGAACAGUACUUUGAUGUCUUAUCAGAUAUACACACAUCAUGUGGCCAUGGUGGACGAGAUAAAAUACUGUUCAAUAUAAAAAAUAAAUACUACAUUCCUAAGAAGGCAGUCGAAAUUUUUGUGUCACUUUGUCCUACAUGUGAAAAUAAAAGAGAUGCUCCAAUAAAAGCAACUGUAGCGAAACCCAUCGUCUCACGUGAUUUUAAUUUGAGAGGAGACGUCUAUAUUAUGGAUUUUCAGUACAUUGCCGAUGGAGAGUUUAAAUGGCUUUUAAACUAUCAAGAUAACGCAACCAAAUUUAUAAAUCUGCGUCCACUUAAAACAAUAGAACCCGUUGAGGUAGCUUCUGAGUUGUUAAAAAUUUUCUUAACAUUCGGGGCACCCUAUGUUUUACAAUCAGACAAUGGCAAUGAUUUCACAGCAAAUCUAAUAAAAGAAUUAAUUGAAAUGUGGCCUGAGUGUAAAAUUAUACAUGGGAAUUUGCGUUGUCCUCAAACUCAAGCUAGCAACGAUAGCAAACAUGACGUGGAAAAUAUGCUUCGAACCUGGAUGAGUAAAAACGUAUCAACGAACUGGGCAGCUGGAUGCUUUUUCGUGCAAUAUACAAUAAAUACUUCAUGCCAUCAAAAAAUUGGAACAUCUCCAUAUAAAGCUUUAUUUGGGAAUCAACCAAAAUCAGGAUUAAAAGGAUCUGACAUACCAACGUCCAUACUUUUAAAUACAGAAGCAGAAGAACAAUUAAAAAGAAACACCGAGCGAGAACCAAGUGAAGGUACAAAUAGUGACCAUGGCAACAAUGACAAUAAUUCUAAACCCGAAUUAAAGGAUACUGAACAUUAUAAGUUAAACGUCACUUGUGCAGUAUGCCAUAAUAAUAUAACUGGAGCUUAUAAAUGUGAGUCGUGUAAUAAUGUUGUUCGUGCAAUAAGUGUUGGUGAAGAGGAUUUCAGUUCCAAAAUUGUGGGCAUCAAGCGUGAGAUUGAACAAGAUAUAAAGAUAGAAUACGAUAAAAAAUAUAGUGGACGUAAACGUCCAGCCGAAGAAAUUAUCGACAAUAAUAUUAAAAAAUGCCCAAGUUAAACUUGGGUAUUGAUUAAGUUGGAACUAAUUGUGAAACUAUUUCAAACUGGUUUUGAAACCAAGAAAUACAUUUACCUUUAUGGCUACGAAAUUAUACAGAGUCCCGUUUGUGGCAGAUUUACUUAACUAUACCUUUGCAAAGUUUAGGUAGCCAGAGAUUUAGUAGCUGCAAGCCUAUUUGGUGUUAGAGAUUAAUUAAUAGAUGUUAACAAUAUUCAAUUGUGGCUAGAAAAGCCAUGGAAGUUAAACUUGCGAUAACAGAUAAUAUUUUUAUUACUUAUUACUUACUCUUACUUAAACUUUUAGUUAUACUUUUUGAUCUCAUGAUUACGGAAAAAUGAAUAUAUUUUAAU